Dioscorea cayenensis subsp. rotundata (Guinea yam) is the source of this 2116-nucleotide messenger RNA. Its product is annotated as probable inactive receptor kinase At1g48480. Gene Ontology annotation, biological process: protein phosphorylation. Lineage: Eukaryota; Viridiplantae; Streptophyta; Magnoliopsida; Dioscoreales; Dioscoreaceae. Gene Ontology annotation, molecular function: protein binding; ATP binding; protein kinase activity. The record is from RefSeq and is a predicted model, not a curated record. The coding region runs from base 140 to 2107 and encodes 655 amino acids. The transcript is spliced from 2 exons.
CAGUUAGAUUGGCUCCCACUAAUACUUAUUUUAAUUAUAGAAAAGUAUGGUGGUGUAAAUAUAAAAUGGCGCAGAGCUAAGGGUUAGGGUUUUUUACCAUCGAGGGAGACACCUCGGAGAGAGCUCGGAGGGCUCGGUAAUGGCGUCGUCGUUGUGGGUUCUCUGUUGGGCUGCGUGCUUGCUCUGCUUGGUACCGCCGGCGAGGCCGGAUCUGGCCUCCGAUGGGACGGCGCUGCUUGCUUUCCGCACUGCCGUGGGUCGCAUGGCGCUGUCCUGGAACACCACCACCUCGCCUUGCGCCUGGCAAGGCGUCGUCUGCGAGAACGGCCGUGUCGUGCUCCUCCGCCUGCCCGGCGUCGGCCUCAUUGGCCCUAUCCCCACCGGCAUUCUCAGCAAUCUCACUGUUCUCCGUACACUCAGCCUCCGGUUCAACGCGCUCUCUGGUGCCAUCCCCUCCGACCUCGCCUCGCUUUCCCAGCUUCGCAAUCUCUAUCUCCAGGGCAAUCGCUUCUCCGGCGAGAUCCCGACGUUUCUCUUAUCUAUUCCGAACUUAGUUCGCUUGAAUCUCGCCCGGAAUAACUUCUCCGGAGGAAUCUCACCAGAUUUCAACAAGCUAACACGGUUAGGGACGCUAUAUCUUGAAGAAAACCAGCUCACCGGCGAGAUCCCGAAUCUCGACCUCCCAAAUCUGGUUCAAUUCAACGUGUCCUACAACCAAUUGAAUGGAUCGGUGCCGCAGAAGCUCCGGAGUAAGCCGGCAGAGGCGUUUCUCGGUAUGUCACUCUGCGGUGGUCCUCUCACUCCCUGCCCCGGCGAGAUCUCACCCACGAGCUCCGUUCCUUCUGUUCCCAGUAGUGAAGCCAAGAAGGACCAUAAGCUUUCAGGCGGCGCCAUCGCCGGAAUCGCUAUCGGCGCCGUCGCCGGGUUCCUGUUGCUCCUCCUAAUCAUCAUCCUUCUCUGCAGGAGAAAAUCCAGCAAGUCAGGCACCGCUGAAGUGGCGGCGAAGCCGCCAGAAGUUGAGGUCGCCCUCCGGGACAAAGGCAUUGUCGACGGAGAGCCAGGGAAUGGCGUGGCAGCUCAUCGUCCACCACCGACAUCAGUGGCGGCGCCGGCGAAGGGAGAGAAUACGAAGAAGCUGUUGUUCUUCGGGACAGGGCCGAGGACGUUUGAGCUUGAGGACUUGUUGAGGGCCUCAGCGGAGGUUCUGGGGAAGGGGACCUUUGGGACGGCGUACAAAGCGGUGCUGGAGAUGGGGACGGUUGUGGCUGUGAAGAGAUUGAGGGAUGUGAGCAUGCCGGAGAAGGAAUUCAGGGAGAAGAUUGAGGCUGUUGGCUCCAUGGAUCACCCGAAUUUGGUUCCUCUCCGAGCUUAUUACUACAGCAAUGAUGAGAAGCUCCUGGUUUAUGACUACAUGUCCAUGGGCAGCCUUUAUGCUCUAUUGCAUGGAAACAGAGGAUCAGGCCGCACACCUCUAGACUGGGAGACGAGAUCAGCCAUUGCUCUUGCAGCUGCGCAGGGUAUUGAGUACAUCCACUCCACAGCUCCCGGUGCUUCUCAUGGCAACAUCAAGUCCUCCAACAUCCUCCUUGCCAAGUCUCACGAAGCCCGUGUCUCUGACCAUGGCCUCGCCCACCUCGUUGGCCCCUCCUCAACUCCUAACCGUGUUGCUGGCUAUCGUGCACCUGAAGUAACCGAUCCUAGAAAAGUCUCCCAGAAGGCUGAUGUAUACAGCUUCGGUGUCCUUCUCUUAGAACUGCUAACUGGCAAAGCUCCAGCCCAAGCUCUUCUCAAUGAGGAGGGUGUCGAUUUGCCAAGAUGGGUCCAAUCAGUUGUUCGCGAAGAAUGGACAUCGGAGGUGUUUGACAUGGAGCUACUAAGGUAUCAAACUGUAGAGGAAGACAUGGUGCAGCUGUUGCAGCUCGCAAUUGACUGUGCGGCACAAUAUCCAGACAAACGACCAACCAUGGCCGAUGUUGUGAUACGCAUUGAAGAAAUCCGCAAGUCAAGCCUCCGAGCUCUAGAACAAGAUCACCAUGACCAUCCUCAAACCAUUGAGGAUCUCGAUCACUUAUCGCUAAGGACCGAUUCCAUCCCUUCGAUCUCUUGACCAAUAAAA